This is a messenger RNA of Penaeus indicus, 1183 nucleotides long. It is a transcript of the gene OSCP1, whose product is annotated as protein OSCP1-like. Gene Ontology annotation, cellular component: plasma membrane; cytoplasm. The record is from RefSeq and is a predicted model, not a curated record. The transcript is spliced from 7 exons. The coding region runs from base 19 to 1065 and encodes 348 amino acids. Lineage: Eukaryota; Metazoa; Arthropoda; Malacostraca; Decapoda; Penaeidae. Gene Ontology annotation, biological process: transport.
AACGACAUCAUCGGCAUCAUGCUCAACCGGCGCUUCGUGGAGGAACUCUUCAAGCCUCAGGAGCUGUACACGCGCGCCGCCCUCCGUGAGGUUUUCGAUCGUCUUGCGCAUGCGUCGAUUAUGCGGCUCAACACUCCCAGUAUGGAUAAGCUCUACGACCUGAUGGUGAUGGCGAUGAAGCACCAGGUCCUCCUCGCCCCCCACCCGCGCGACCUGCUCCUCCUGACCCUCAACCAUCUGGACGCCCUCAGGGGAUUCGCCACGUCCACGCCCGUCCUCGCUCAGGUGGAAGGGACGGCGCUCCUCUUCACGCAGACCUACGGCAAAAUGAACAUGGGAGAGCUCGCGAGCAUCCGCCACGCCCUCCUGGGUUUCGUGCAGGACCUUCGUAUCCGCGUGUCGCUCUUCCUGAAGGAGAACCAGCAGAAUCCUUCGGGCGCCUUCGUCAUCGACACCGACGGAGCUGUGCCGUAUGGCACGGAGGUUCCCGGCAGCGUCCGCAUAUUCGACAGCAAGGAGGAGGUGACGAGCUUAAAGAGGUUCGUGACGGGAGGGCACCACGCACCCUCGCUGCCCGUCGGGUCGCUGGCACUCGUCGGGGAUCGGGUCACGACACUUGGCACUAAUAUGUACUCCGGGCGGACCGAGGGAAGUGCAGCCCCGGCGAUGGACCGCAACGCCUUCGACCAUGGGACAGCCUACCCCCAGCAGGCGCUUCCUGCACGGACAUCCACUCCUACGCUGCCCAGCGACCUCGACCAGAACAACCCCCCCCUGAGCGGGCGCGCGCGCAACGAGCUCAACCUCCUGGCUCAGCUGAUCGGCGGUUCGGCGGCGGCGACCAACAAGGAAUUCAAGUUGAACCUUUUCCCGGCGGACGAGGACCAGAGAAACGACAACGACCUGGACGACCUGCUUCUGGCGCGCGACGUGAUCACCAUCGAGGCCGGCUGCCGCGGCGACCGACCCGAGCUGGGCAAGAUCCUAGGCGAGCUGACCUUGAACGAGGCCGACGCCAUCGAGGACAAAGGUCAGGACCUUUUGGACCUUAUGGACAGCUGCUGAGAGAGUGACAGUGGCGUGCGACAGCCUCUUUCUGCCUGAGGGACGGUGGCAGUGCAUUUCCUACUCGCUUCUCGGAAGCCAUUCCUGGGAAUGAUUUCCGAUCGGAAACACAUCACAA